Anas platyrhynchos (mallard) is the source of this 3379-nucleotide messenger RNA. It is a transcript of the gene MAEL, whose product is annotated as maelstrom spermatogenic transposon silencer. NCBI's taxonomy places the organism in Eukaryota, Metazoa, Chordata, Aves, Anseriformes, Anatidae. Gene Ontology annotation, molecular function: sequence-specific DNA binding. Gene Ontology annotation, cellular component: P granule; nucleus. Gene Ontology annotation, biological process: spermatogenesis; negative regulation of DNA-templated transcription; regulation of miRNA-mediated gene silencing. The record is from RefSeq and is a predicted model, not a curated record.
GGAGGAUAAGGACAGGCCAGGAGGAUAAGGACAGGCCAGGAGGAUAAGGCGAGGCUAGGAGGAGGAGGAGGAGGAGGAGGAGGGCAGGCAGGUGGCGGCAGCCAUGUCGUGCUCCAGGGGCUUCCCCAGCCCCUACUACUUGUUUGCCCGUGACCAGCUGCCCAAGCUGCAGCAGUGCGGGCUGCCCGUGGCAUGUGUGGCCGACGCCAUCCCACAUUGCGCCAAGGACUGGGCGUUGCUGACAGAAGAGGAAAAAAUGGCAUAUAAUGAGAGGGCUCAAAAGUGGAAGAAAAAGAAAUCACAGAAGACAAAAAAGGAGAUGCCUAAUCUGGAUCAACCAGCACCUAGCUGUCUGACCACUGUGGUACACAGAGUUACUUCUUUUCCUGAUGCCUCUGCUGUGUCAUGGAAGAGUGAUCAGGCUGUGGUUGCAGACAUCUUCUAUUUCCUGAACAUUUACAGUCAUGGCAAGCUGCCAUCCCACUGUGACCAGCGCUUCCUUCCUUGUGAGAUUGGGUGUGUCAAGUACUCCCUGCAGGACGGCAUAAUGGCUGACUUCCAUCACUUCAUAGAUCCAGAAGUACCACCACGUGGUUUUCGGUACCACUGCCAGACUGCUAGUGAUGCCACUCAUAAGAUCCCUAUAUCUGGAUUUCAUCUUUCACGUACCUGUUACCCAGUUGUCUUACGUGAACUUCUCGAGUUUGCCCAGCCAGACGGAGGUGGUUGGCCUCGCUUUUUCUGCAGGGCUGAUGACAGAUUCCGAGUAACCUGGUGUCUUGAACGAAUGGCUAGUGUAGCAGGCAUUGAGAGCCAUCUGGAGCUUCUUACUGUGGAAGACCUGGUAAUAAAACUGUACCAGAAGAAAUAUCAAAAAGAGCCAUCCAAGACUUGGGUGUGUAGAGAGCUAGAUGCUGUCUUGUGGGAUUUUUCCAGUAAUACCAGGUGCAAGUGGCAUGAAGAAAAUGGUAUACUUUUCUGUGCUUUGGCAUCUUGUAAGAAAAUUGCUUAUUGCAUCAGUAAAUCUUUGGCUGGUGUGUAUGGAGUCCCACUGACAGCCACUCACCUACCUCUUCAAGACUGCGAUUCCAGUGGAAAUAGAAAUAUCAAUAGGGUAAUACUGGAUGCUGGACGUUUUCAGAAAAUGAAGGCUGAGAGUUCUCGGUAUGACAGAUACGCUACUUCUCCAAGUCAGGAUCAAGAACAUGUCCCUUCUAGUUGUGAUUCUCCAUGUGACGUGAAGACUUCUUUUUAUGGAGCAAGUACCACCCGAGGAAGAGGGGUUACUCGAUUGCUGGAACACACAUCUGAUCUAUACAAGUCCUUCAACAAUUGAAAAUCUUCUUUACUGUCCAGGACAGCUGCACAUUGUUUCUUUCUCGUUUCCCUAACACAACCAGCAGUUUCUCCAGACUGCAGUUAGUCAUCUUAUGUGCAACCUUUGAUGGUUCAUGUUCUUGUUAGAAUGAUAAAGCUGUUAUUGAAUGUAUUUUGAAAAGAUCUUGUUUAUUAUAUACAGCAAGACAUUCUGAACGAACCUGGCAGUUUCAUGCUCUAAAAAUAAAUACCAUGCUAGUUGUGUUUCUUAAUGGAUGGAGUGCAAAUUCAAGAUUAAAUACACAAUGUCAUUGGAUUAGAAGAACUCUGUAGUGGCAAGUGUGACUUGCUUUAUUUCUUCUUUAAUAACCUCCAUCCCCUCUUCUGUAUGUGGAAGAUAAAGUUUCAGUGUAUAACAGUCCCUCUUCAAAAUAUGGUGGAGGGGAGCAAUGGGGGUAUGACAGGAUGCUCUAAGGGAAUUAAGUGUAAUGUUCUCAAAGGAUUGUUCUUCAUCUCUCUUCCACCCAUUAAGAAUUUGAGUCAUCAUUCAUAGAAAAUCUGCUGUUUUUUACUUUAAUUUGAAGUGUCUUGAAAAGUAUGGUGGCAAUUCUAUUGAUCUGAUAGUUCUUUUGUAGGCACAGUGUAUAUAUCAGGAACAUGGCUAUUUUCCCCUUCACAGUGGUUUUCAGCAGUUAAAAAAAUGUCCCUUAAACUCAGAAGGAAUGUAGGUGUUAAUGGUUGGGUUUAGUGGGUUUAUUUUUUUUUUUAUGUGCACAUAAAGUUUGAGUUUUAAGGAAUGUCAAAAUCAAACAUUGAUCUGCAGAUGUAAUCUUGUAUGUUUAAUAGGGCUGGGACAGAUACCAGUCAUAAUUACUUGAGCAGCCAUAAAAACUAGGAGACUGACAUAUCAUUGGAAGUUAGAUGUCCCAUUUCAUGGAGAUUCAAGCCUUGGACAAGUCCCUAAGAAGUUGUCUACUACCUUUCAGCAACUGAUUCUUAAAAAUAAGAGAUUAUUUUCUAAGUUGUUUUUACAUCUUGUUCCAAUGGAGGUCCAGUUGUGAAAUACUAUUUCCAUAGCAACUAACUGUAAGAGGAAAUGAUUUCAUUCCUUGUAGGAACUGAAAAUUAGUAGCUCAUCUUUUUGGAUGAUAGGCAAAAAAAAAAAAAAAGGUCAAUACAUUUAUGAAUAAGCUUAAGCAUGCUAAUCAGUAUGUUAAAAAGGCCAAUUGCUUGUUUAGUUGGAAACCCGUUAAAGUUGCUUUAAGGCCAUUUGAGGGCUGCCUUCCAGUAUUACAGGAUCACUGAGCCAUUUUGAUGUCCCCUACUUAAGAAUUGGUUGUAUCAUUGAAUUUUGUUGUAUGAUUCUGUAUUUCCUUGCUUUGAGGCCGUUGUUCUACCUCCCAAACUUCAGCAAAUUAAGGACAAUAAACCUUGAAGACUGAGAUUUACCAAUCUUAGAGGCAUCUGUAAGCCUUGUAACAGGGUCAGAGUGUCUACUUAUUAGUGGUAAAGGCUUCUCUGCAGUGGAAUAUGGUUGAGUUUAAGUUUCAUAAUUGACAGCCAUUCCUGCAUUGAUACACCAAAAUGUACAAAACUGUAAUUUGGGGAUUAUUUUCAGAUGUCAGUGUUUCAGUUUCCUGUUUCAGUUCUUAAGAAGAGAAUCUUAAAAUACUUGAUCAGUAUUGUACAAGUACACAGACCUAUAAAAGCUUUUGCUACUGUGCUUCAAGACUGAGACGAUGAAUCUGACCAGAAAUGGAGAGAUAAUGUCUGUGGGUUCCAUGGUGUCUAUACCUUAUCACCUGUAACAUAAAAUAAUAAUAACAUAAAAUUAUAAUAAUAACCAACAAUCUGUGGUGUUUUUGUAAUGAAAACUAAAAUCUGCAUAAUGAGACUAGAUGUAGCCUGUUUACUAUCCAUCUUCCUGUGUAUAUUGAGGGGAACCCUAACAGCUAAAUGAUAGCAAGUUCUUUCAUUUUGGAACUGUACUUCUCUGGCUGUUGAACAAUUUGAAACUUCAUCUUUGUUUCCUUGAAAAAUAAAAGCUUGUUUAAUAAACACA